Molecule: messenger RNA, 986 nt
Organism: Plasmodium vivax (malaria parasite P. vivax)
Lineage: Eukaryota; Apicomplexa; Aconoidasida; Haemosporida; Plasmodiidae
Exons: 2
Coding region: 633-986 (117 amino acids)
Source: RefSeq, a predicted model, not a curated record
AUUGCACGUUCGAAUAUUUUCUUACAUUGAAUUAUUAUUUUCGCAGAAAUAUAUACAAACGUUUAUGAUGACAAAUAAAUUAAAAAUUUACAUAAAAAUAUUCCUAUAAAAUUAUAUAAAUACUUUUACGUAACAUUCCACCUUAGCAAUUUUGUGUUUCUAUGUUGAAGAUAACCUAAAUAACAAUUAUCCAGAUUUUUAUAAAGUUUUUUUAAUAAGCAUUUAGAAUAUUUGAAGAAAAUUCACUUUCUUUCACUGAAUUGCAUAUAUAGAUUCGUUUACAUCCCAACACUAAAGCAAAAGGAUAUAUUUAUUGCUAAAUAGAAAAAACUGCCGCUAACUAUAAUUUUAUACAAUAAAUAAUCAUAUACUAUCAAAAAUGAAAGUCUUAUAUACAUCCUUAUUUGUCGUUUCCACGUUAUUCGUCUCUUAUUCGGAAGCAGCUGCCUUCAUCAAAUAUAUGAAUGAUUUUGUACAUAGCAGAUAUAUUAUGGAUGAAGAAUACGCAAAAACCCACCAUAAAAGGGUUCCCUACCCGAGAGAUGCAAUAAUGAAUGCAAAAUAUGGCCAUAAAAGAAAAAUCAAAGGGAUAACAUUAAAAUCCAAAAAAAAAGAGGAUAAAUCCUCACGUUAUGAAUCAGACUCAGAUGAUAAACCAUAUAGAAAAGUUGAAUCACCCUCAGAAGGUGCAUCACCAUCAGAAGGUGCAUCACACUCAGAAGAUGCACCAACCCAAGAAAGUACACCUGAGCCCUCAAGUCCCCCAGCCCCAGUGGAAGAACCCGCACCCGCAGAAAAACCUGCACAAGAAAAUAAACCCGCUGCACCGAAAAAGCCUGCUGCACCGAAAAAGAAAGCCGCACCGAAAAAGAAAGCCGCACCGAAAAAGCCUGCUGCACCGAAAAAGCCCGCUGCACCAGCAAAUCCUGAAAAUGUCGAAAAUAACUAAAAUGACAAGUGAUUCACUGAGAGAAAACGCUGCAUAA